GGAAAUUCUCUGCGGUGCCAGUACCCGUCGAGUACAUUUGACGGUGUUCGGCGCUUCUCUUAUCGCGGUUCCGGGAGUUAAGCUUAGCGGAACCUUGGCACGGUUGGAGGCCCCGGGCAGUCUAACUGUUAUUGUGCUUGGGUAGCUUCGGACGGGAAUGAACAACUCACCUUGUUUGUGAACUAACCCACAGUCGGAGGGUUUAUUCCUCAGUCGUUCAAUGCCUAACAUCUGGUAUAUCCGCGGCUGGCGGUGAUCAUGAUAUUACAAGCAAUCAAUAACGAUGUUUCGAAUUCUCGAAUCGCAGGCGCCGGCCAAACAAACGGCAACGGAUACAAUCAACACCCUCAGCAGUAGACUUCAAAGUGCGACGCUACUGGAAGACCGGCGAGCGGCAAUUCAAGGCCUGAGAAGCUUCGCGAAAAUAUAUCCUGCCUCUGUUGCAUCUGGUGCGCUGCGACCAUUGAUCAGCUGUCUCAGAAAUGAUCAAGAGGAUGUAGAUACGGUCAAGGUGGUCUUGGAGGCCCUGUUGAUGUUAUUUUCUCCCGAUGAGAGUAGCGUUGGUUAUCCUUGUUACUGUGUGUAUCAAUUGCGUAUACUGAUGAAUAUUGCACAGCCUGAAGCAUCUGAUGAAAUAGCUCUUUGGCUAUCCGAUGAGUUUACUCAGGUGUGUCACCCCAAUAUCCACUGGUUUCUUCUGUUGCUAACGGAGCGAAAGCGACAAGACAAUAUAACAGCUCUUCUUGACCUUCUUGAUACUCGCGACUUUUACUCCCGCUUAUAUUCUUUGCAAUUGAUAUUUCAAAUUUCUAGUGCGCGACCAGAGAGGACGCAGGAGUGUAUUCUAACAGCUCCGUUGGGCAUUCCAAGGCUAGUCAGUGCCCUGGGCGACGCUCGAGAGCCGGUUCGCAAUGGUACGCCAAGGAUAAACUCCGUGAAAUAGUUAUGCAACUAUUAGGGUCUCUUGUUAACAACCGUUUUGUUUUUAGAAGCCUUACUGCUCCUUAUUGCCUUAACACCUGCCUCGGAGGAGUUGCAAAAACUCGUUGCCUUUGAAAAUGCAUUCGAUCUUCUAUUCAACCUAAUUGAAAAAGAAGGCUCAUUGUCACACGGAUCAGAAGUCGUCGAAGACUGUCUCUCUUUGCUCGCGAACCUU
Aspergillus pseudotamarii is the source of this 1156-nucleotide messenger RNA. Its product is annotated as putative intracellular protein transport protein (UsoA). Bases 284 to 943 code for a protein of 219 amino acids. Gene Ontology annotation, biological process: intracellular protein transport; membrane fusion; endoplasmic reticulum to Golgi vesicle-mediated transport. NCBI's taxonomy places the organism in Eukaryota, Fungi, Ascomycota, Eurotiomycetes, Eurotiales, Aspergillaceae. The record is from RefSeq and is a predicted model, not a curated record. The transcript has a single exon. Gene Ontology annotation, cellular component: Golgi stack; ER to Golgi transport vesicle membrane; endoplasmic reticulum.